AUGGCAAUGGCUCCUCAACAUAUACAAUUAUUGCAAUCAUUUCGAAAAGUCAUACCACCACUUUUAUUUGAUACACAUAAAGGUGAAGCUGGUCGUAUUGGUGUUGUGGGUGGAAGUGAAGAAUAUACAGGUGCACCAAUUUUUGCUAGUAUGGCAGCAUUUCGAACAGGUGCUGAUCUUGUUCAUGUUUUUUGUGCAAAAAAUGCUGCUAUACCAAUAAAAAGUUUUUCACCUGAUCUAAUUGACUCAAAAUCUUUUUCGGAUGAUAUAGGUAAAUGGUUACCACGUUUACAUGCAUUAGUUAUUGGUCCUGGAUUAGGACGAGAUGAAAACAUUUUAUCAAAUGUUGAACAAUUAAUUGGAAUUUUACGUAAACAAGAGCAACCAAUACCAAUUGUUAUUGAUGCUGAUGGUCUUUAUUUAAUAACUGAAAAACCUCAUCUUAUAAAUAAUUAUGAAAAUUGUAUAUUAACACCAAAUAUUAUUGAAUUUGAACGCUUAUAUGAAAAAGUAUCUGGUGCAAAAUCUGAAGAAAUAAAAAAAGAAGAUGAUAAAAAAAAAUUAGUCCAAAAAUUAGCUGAAGCACUUCAUGUUAAUGUUCUUAUGAAAGGACAUUUAGAUACAAUAUCAUCACCAAAUAAUCAAGAACCAAUACAAUGUGGUAUUGAAGGUUCACCAAGACGUUGUGGGGGUCAAGGAGAUUUAUUAGCUGGAGCUUUGGCUGUUUCAUAUUAUUGGGCAAUAAAAAGUCGUGACAAAUUUGAAUAUCAAGCAUCGAAUUCAGAGAAAUCAUCGAUAACUAAUGAACGUCCACAUUAUUCAUUGAAAUUAACUCCAGCUCAAGUAGCAGCUUAUGCUGCUUCAACACUUGUUCGUACUGCGAGUCAAGCAGUUUUUAAUAAACUUGGUCGCGCAAUGAUCAGUGCAGAUGUAUUAAAAGAGAUUGGACCAACAAAUAAACCUGCUAUUUAUUUUAAAAGUCUUGUUAUUUUUAAGAUGAAUAAACCAAAUAUAUACGCAUUUCCACAACCAAUUUUAACCGAAGAGCCUUCAACAUUAUUAGGUACAAUACGUAAUUUUGUAUCUAAUAUAAUUGCACCAUUUCAACAAGAAUAUCGCUAUUGGCCAUGGACAAAAAUAGGAACAGUCAUUGUUGUAUGUGUUGGUUCCUAUACACUUUAUAAAUAUUUACCUGGACCUUAUCGACGUUAUUAUAUGUCAUCAACGAAGAAUUUUUCUCUUCGUUAUAAUAAAGCACUUCAUUUAGAAAAAGAAAAACUUUUUGAUGAAUUAAAAUAUGUGAAAAUAAGAGAAGAAGGAAGACGACUUCAAGUAGUUGAAAUUGGUGCCGCACAUGGUGCUAAUAUGCAGUAUUAUCCUCCACAUCUUGUUGAAGUUAUUUGUGUUGAACCAAUGAGAGAAUUUGAAAAAUAUUUAACACAAACACUUCGACAAAAUCCAAAUGUUCAAUGUAGAGAAUUAUUAGUAGGUAGUGCAGAAAAUAUUUCUGUUAUUCGAGAUAAUCAAGUUGAUGCAGUUGUAUCAACUUUAACACUUUCUUGUUGUAAAAAUAUUGAUCAAACAUUACGUGAAAUUCGUCGCAUUCUUAAGCCUGGUGGUGUUUUCCUCUAUAUGGAAAAUAUUCGUUCACCGAAUAUUUUCUUUGCUGCUAUUCAAUAUCUUUGCUCACCAAUAUAUAAAUUAUUAUUUGGUAUUUCAUUAACAAGAAAUAUUCCGGAACAUAUUGAACGAGCACAUUUUAAUGGUGGUAUAACACAACAUAUAUUUAUUGCACAUGGUAUUCCAUUUCUUUUAAGUCCCCAUGUAUCGGGUAUUGCACGAAAAUGA
Messenger RNA from Rotaria sp. Silwood1, 1848 nucleotides. The record is from the annotation of a GenBank genome assembly. Lineage: Eukaryota; Metazoa; Rotifera; Eurotatoria; Philodinida; Philodinidae.